Messenger RNA from Truncatella angustata, 1558 nucleotides. Its product is annotated as histidine phosphatase superfamily. The record is from RefSeq and is a predicted model, not a curated record. NCBI's taxonomy places the organism in Eukaryota, Fungi, Ascomycota, Sordariomycetes, Amphisphaeriales, Sporocadaceae. The coding region runs from base 220 to 1188 and encodes 322 amino acids. The transcript is spliced from 5 exons.
GUUCGGAAGGCUAGCCUAUUUGAUACAGAGAAAGAAACCAACCAAAGAGAAUGUCAGGACGGCUUGCCUUUUGCUGCUUGAACUAGCAGCCACCAUCUUCAUGUUCGUUGGUCGACGACGAACGACCACACAAGCCUAGCAAUUACAUUCUAGACUUCUGCAAAGCCAACUGCAACCAUACCAGCCCACCUUCACACAGCAGGCAUCCUCAAGGGGAAAAUGUCGUUAGAAGUCAUUCAUGUCGUCCGCCACGGGUACCGCUCAUCCUUUACUGUGGAUCCGGCCACAGGUACAUACUCUGCGAGCAUCCGCUCUCCUACGGGUAUACCUACAGAUCCUCCCUUGACUUCUUACGGUGUCGAGCAAGCCAAUGAGCUCGCAGAUCAUCUGUUGAAGUUUGACCCGCCUAUCGAUCUGGUGUACUCAAGCCCGUACUACCGAUGUCUACAGACAAUAAACCCCUUUGUAGCGAAACGCAACCACACUACUUCUAGUGCUGGAGAUAGUCCCAAUGUAUCAAGCUCUAAACAACACGAGAUUCGUGUUGAGGGGGGGAUUAGUGAAUGGUUUGGGUCCGCUCCAUGGCCUCACCCUCUCCCUGCACCACUGAACAAGCUAAGGGAGUUCUUCCCGAAUAUUGAUAAAGACUAUGUUUCUCAGGUUACACCUCCCAUCAAUGGGGAGACUUUGUCACAGCUGCAUGAUCGGAUCGCCUCCGCCAUGGAUAAAAUCAUUGUACAAUGUGAUCAAGAAGGAACAAAAUCAAUCAUAGUAUGCUCACACGCGGCAGCGAUAAUCGCCUUGGGAAGGGUCUUAACUGGUAGAAUGCCCAAGAGUGUGGACGAAGAAGACUUUGCUGCAUUUACUUGUGGGCUGAGCACCUACAGACGACGGAAAGAGACUGCCGAUCAUCAUUCAUCGACUGCCACAACAUGCACUUCGCCACCAGAGUGGAAAAACGGAAAUGGAGUUCGUGGUGGAUGGACUUGCGAGGCAGACUCGGAUUGCUCGUUUCUCCGAGGCGGACCAGAGAGAGGCUGGCGCUUUUCCGGGGAGGAAACAUUUGACGCAGUCGGAACGCAAAGUUUGGCAGGUUCUGGGGCAGGUCUUGGUGUAGACGUUGAAGUACAAGGACCAGAGGGAAGAAAAUCAAGAGACAGGCCAACUACUGAUGGUUCCAAGCUUUGAUACCACGAACAGAAGAACCCUGACGAGAAUCGAAUAGCAUGACACUCACCGCAUGAACCAGCUCUGUGUAACUCUUGGCUUCAAGCGUUUCUUAUUCCCUACUACCGGAAGCCCUCUUUUGCACGGCCGACGUCUAAUUGAUCGGUUUCGAGAUAUGUGCCAUGGUAGACACCAAUCGGGGUGUAGGAGUUGAUGCCGGCAGAAGCAUGAAACCAUGUGUAUUAAAUACAUGAUUUAGAUGAUCUGCAUACAUCACUAGCUCACGAACAUGCCGGGCUUAUGCAAGUCUUUCGCAGAGCAUGACAUCCUUGAAGAUGGGCACGGGCUGAAUGUUUCAGCCAAUAGCUAGUCCCUUAAACCUUCUCCCUUG